Homo sapiens (human) is the source of this 2214-nucleotide messenger RNA. RefSeq lists its product as uncharacterized. The annotation marks the transcript as partial. The transcript is spliced from 2 exons. The record is from RefSeq and is a predicted model, not a curated record. NCBI's taxonomy places the organism in Eukaryota, Metazoa, Chordata, Mammalia, Primates, Hominidae.
AGAUUUUUCAGUACCACUGGUUUUGAGCAGUCUGAUGAGGAUGUGCUUUGGUGUAUUGAGGUGUCUGAUGAGGGUGUGCUUUGGUGUAUUGAGGAGUCUGAUGAGAAUGUGCUUUGGUGUAUUGAGGUGUCUGAUGAGGAUGUGCUUUGGUGUAUUGAGUCUGAUGAGGAUGUGCUUUGGUGUAUUGAGUCUGAUGAGGAUGUGCUUUGGUGUAUUGAGGUGUCUGAUGAGAAUGUGCUUUGGUGUAUUGAGUCUGAUGAGGAUGUGCUUUGGUGUAUUGAGGUGACUGAUGAGAAUGUGCUUUGGUGUAUUGAGGUGUCUGAUGAGGGUGUGCUUUGGUGUAUUGAGGUGUCUGAUGAGGAUGUGCUUUGGUGUAUUGAGGAGUCUGAUGAGGAUGUGCUUUGGUGUAUUGAGUCCGAUGAGGAUGUGCUUUGGUGUAUUGAGGUGUCUGAUGAGAAUGUGCUUUGGUGUAUUGAGUCUGAUGAGAAUGUGCUUUGGUGUAUUGAGUCUGAUGAGGAUGUGCUUUGGUGUAUUGAGGUGUCUGAUGAGAAUGUGCUUUGGUGUAUUGAGUCUGAUGAGGAUGUGCUUUGGUGUAUUGAGGAGUCUGAUGAGGAUGUGCUUUGGUGUAUUGAGUCUGAUGAGGAUGUGCUUUGGUGUAUUGAGGUGUCUGAUGAGAAUGUGCUUUGGUGUAUUGAGUCUGAUGAGAAUGUGCUUUGGUGUAUUGAGUCUGAUGAGGAUGUGCUUUGGUGUAUUGAGGUGUCUGAUGAGAAUGUGCUUUGGUGUAUUGAGGAGUCUGAUGAGGAUGUGCUUUGGUGUAUUGAUGAGGAUGUGCUUUGGUGUAUUGAGGUGUCUGAUGAGGAUGUGCUUUGGUGUAUUGAGUCUGAUGAGAAUGUGCUUUGGUGUAUUGAGUCUGAUGAGAAUGUGCUUUGGUGUAUUGAGUCUGAUGAGGAUGUGCUUUGGUGUAUUGAGGAGUCUGAUGAGGAUGUGCUUUGGUGUAUUGAGUCUGAUGAGGAUGUGCUUUGGUGUAUUGAGGUGUCUGAUGAGGAUGUGCUUUGGUGUAUUGAGUCUGAUGAGGAUGUGCUUUGGUGUAUUGAGUCUGAAGAGGAUGUGCUGUGGUGUAUUGAGGUGUCUGAUGAGGAUGUACUUUGGUGUAUUGAGGUGUCUGAUGAGGAUGUGCUUUGGUGUAUUGAGGAGUCUGAUGAGGAUGUGCUUUGGUGUAUUGAGUCUGAUGAGGAUGUGCUUUGGUGUAUUGAGGUGUCUGAUGAGAAUGUGCUUUGGUGUAUUGAGGAGUCUGAUGAGGAUGUGCUUUGGUGUAUUGAGGAGUCUGAUGAGGAUGUGCUUUGGUGUAUUGAGGAGUCUGAUGAGGAUGUGCUUUGGUGUAUUGAGUCUGAUGAGGAUGUGCUUUGGUGUAUUGAGGAGUCUGAUGAGGAUGUGCUUUGGUGUAUUGAGUCUGAUGAGGAUGUGCUUUGGUGUAUUGAGGUGUCUGAUGAGAAUGUGCUUUGGUGUAUUGAGGUGUCUGAUGAGGGUGUGCUUUGGUGUAUUGAGUCUGAUGAGGAUGUGCUGUGGUGUAUUGAGGUGUCUGAUGAGGAUGUGCUUUGGUGUACUGAGGUGUCUGAUGAGGAUGUACUUUGGUGUAUUGAGGUGUCUGAUGAGGAUGUGCUUUGGUGUAUUGAGGAGUCUGAUGAGGAUGUGCUUUGGUGUAUUGAGGAGUCUGAUGAGGAUGUGCUUUGGUGUAUUGAGUCUGAUGAGGAUGUGCUUUGGUGUAUUGAGUCUGAUGAGGAUGUGCUUUGGUGUAUUGACGAGGAUGUGCUUUGGUGUAUUGAGGUGUCUGAUGAGGAUGUGCUUUGGUGUACACGUACAGUAUGUAGCCUUUGAGAUUGGCUUCUUUCAUAUUCACUGAAGGCUUCGCCAUGUCUUUUCGUGGCUUGAUGGCUCAUUUCUUUUUCGCGCUGGAUGAUACUCCAUCCUGGGCGUGUGCUGCAGCUUGUUUAUCUACGUACCUAUUGAAGGACAUCUUAGCUUCCAAGCUUCGGCAGUUACGCGUAAAGACAUCUUAGCAGCUUCCAAGCUUUGGCAGUUACACAUAAAGACAUCUUAGCAGCUUCCAAGCUUCAGCAGUUACUCAUAAAGCUGCUGUAAACGCCCAUGUGCAGGUUUUUGUUUUGACACAACUUUUCAGCCCAUUUGGAUGAAUAAAGAAACCUGAUUGCCGGA